This is a messenger RNA of Meleagris gallopavo (turkey), 11846 nucleotides long. The record is from RefSeq and is a predicted model, not a curated record. Lineage: Eukaryota; Metazoa; Chordata; Aves; Galliformes; Phasianidae.
UGAUUUUUGGGAACGUCCUAUCUUUGAUGCUUCAGCCUCUCUCUAACAUUAAUCAAAUAGUCAAGAAUUGUCAGAGGAAGAAAAACCACAACAAAACAGACUCCAAAGCCCAGAUGGAGUUCAGUAGCAGAGCGCGGCAGCGGCACCUGAGGCUGACGGGGGACAGGCGGGAGCCGUACCCCCACAGCCUGCAGUUCUACCAGGAACCCCCCACCGAGAACAUCUCGCUGGUCGAGUUCGAGAGCUUUGCCGUGGACCGCCUGAGGCUGCUCAAGGUAGUUGAAAACCUUGGUGUGAGCUAUGUAAAAAGUGGUGAUGCAUACAAAACUAAGCUGGAGGCUGAGCUCCGGAAACUUAAGUUUCCCUACAGAGCUUUGGCUGAGGAUGAUUAUGAUGCAAGAAGAAAGGACCAUAUUUCUCAUUUCAUAUUGCGCCUUGCUUACUGUCAGUCUGAGGAACUCAGACGUUGGUUUCUUCAACAAGAAAUGGAUCUGUUUCGGUAUCGCUUCCACGAACUGACUGAGGGCCUGAGGCAGAAAUUCUUGGAUCAUGUUAACUUAUCAUUUGAAGCUAUUAGUGAAGACCUGAAAAAUGAAUUGGCAAAUGAGCUGUAUAUGUCAACUCCUGGCCUCACUAUGGCUAAAGUAAAAGAGCAAAUGUUCUAUAAGGUUGGACUAUCAGAUGCUGUUGAUCUGUUUAGAGCAAGGAGAGUGUUUAUUAAAGACGGAUUUGCAUUUGUGCCACUUAAGGACAUUGAUGCUAUUGUUUUGAAUAACUAUAGAAAAAGCUUAUCUAAAGCACUGGCGGAAGAAUGGGAAACUGCCAGUAGCUUAAAGUGAAAUAAAUUGAACAACUGACUGUCAUAUUGGACGACAUGAGGUUAAUGCAGUACAGAGCCUUUCCACAGGUUGGAGCACUUGUCCUUUAAGCAGCAAGCGAAAGAAAAACGUUGAAGUGUGCAGAAGUCUUAUCAUAAGUGCCUGCACCAAGACUUAUUUAAAAGAAGUUCUUCUGUAAGACUUCUAAAAUAAACACUAAUAGGGAGCUUUUAAGAAAAAAUGGUGGUGAUAUACUUUUCAAACUUGUCAAAUAGUUCAUUUUGACUUUUAGAGGUAGACGAAAUGAAUAAUUUUUUUCUUAGAAAUAUCGGUCACUGUCAGUGUUGCUACAGCUGGGUGGUUCCAUUUGUGUGGCUUUUCCUGGAAAUUUUCACAGAGGAGUUUCAUCUCUUAAUGUAGUUCUUCUGCAAAUAAUUGCUGCAUGUGUGUUCUAGAGAGGAAAUGGAACUUUGUGGAAUAUCUCUUUAAAGAAGAUUAUUUGUCAGAAUAAUUUUUGCUGGUAAUAGGAAGAUAAGAAAUGUUGUAGAGACAGUGAAAUUGAACAGAAUUAUAGUAUUAAAGUGGCCAAGCUUGCUGCAGCUGCUUCAAAAAAAAUACAGUGAUAAAUUUAGUCAGAGUUGAUGCCACAGUAAACAUUUUAAAAAUUGAGAGAGCUGUAUAAAAACAUCCCCGGGUCUUAUAAGCAACCUGUGCUGGCAGUCAUGGAAAUCAUUGAGCGCUGCCUUCCUGUUUUGUGUCCAUCUCUUCUGUCUGCUGAUGCCUCACUAGCGUAAGGGAAGAGGCCAAACAAACAAAAAGCUCUCAUAUGCACGUUCUGCAGUGAAAAUGGGUUUUGAAAGGUGACAAAGGAUUAUUAGUAUCAGGAGAGUCUCUAGAUAUAAGUGAAAAAUGUGCUUUGUAGGUUUUGAAAGGGCACUGCAUUAGCUACUCGUUGUCUGAGUUAUGGAUCAGUAGAAAAUACAGUGAAAUACCAGGAAAUAGAUGAAUGCAGAUACGUAGCUUUGGUUUACAUGUAGCUUGUGAAAUAUCUUUUUUAUUAGAAUUAUCUGUAAACAAAUUCUAUUUUGUUUAAGUACUCUCAGGGCUGAUGCUUACAUAAUCUGUUUGUUCAAGACGAAUAUCAGAAGGCAAAGUUAUUUUAAUCAUCUGUCACGAGUUGAGCAAAGUGGCAUGAUUUGUUAACGACUGCAGCCUUUGUUUAUAUAAGUACAUACUGAUGUAAGGGACUGUAUUUUGAUGUAGUGCUUAAAGCUUCUUAUGUAAUAAAACUCAACUGCUUUUUUUUUUUUUCCUAUUUAUUCUGCCAAAAUAAAUUGAAGGUUGUUCUGUUACCAGCUUUGUUACCCUCCUUAAGGUUAGGACUACUUACUUAUAUUUUUCAAUGCGUAGAUGAUUAAAAUAAAUAAAUAAAUAAAAUUCUCAUCUGAACUCUUGACCUGAAGCUGUACUGGGAGGAAGAAAGAGGUAUUUUGGGUUUUCUGAUGUGCAUUUGCCUAAGUUUAGACUGGGGAGUAAAGCUUAAUUUUCAAUCAGGACAGGUGCUGGUAGAAAGCUAUUAGAUAUUGCAGUCAACUGUUAGAUAAUUUGUGGUAAAGCCUGAAAUAAAGGCAGAGAGAUGCUCAGAGUAGUAAUUAGGGGGGCUAUUAAUGAUGAAAGUUCUUCUAAGCUGCAGUGCUUGGAGUCAGCAUUGUGACUGGAUGUGUGAUUUUUUUUGAGGAACAGCUUAUAGCUCAAAGGCAAGGUUAAUUCUUGUGAAGUACAGGCCAUGGUCUGCUGCCUGCCUGCCUGUUUAAAAACCUGUAUUGUUUCAGGAGCUGAUGUUGAAAUUCCUCAGUUCGGUUGAUGCAAACAAUACAUUAAGCAAAGCCUGAGCCAUAAACCUGCACUCUGCUCAGAGGGAUCAAAUGCAGCUGAGGAGUGCUGGAGAAUGAAAACUCCUGUCCUGGUCUGUGCAGGAUUCUCUGUCAGCAUCGGCAGCCACAUGCAGCAGUUUAUGAAGGUCACUGCGAGCAUUUCUUUCAGAGGGAAUCUUUUCCUGUUCCUCAGGCAUGAAUUCCAUUAUAAGUAGUAGCAGAGUAUUGGAUAUUUGCAAAUAAAUGCAUUUUUUUUAAAUUUCUCAUAAUCUACUUUGCCUUUAUGACACUGUUUAGAAGCCACAGAGUAACAUUCCCAGGAUUAGAAAAGAUUAUACAUGCGUUAAAUGUAUGUUUCACCAUAUAAAUACACUGUUCUGUAUAGCAGAUGGUAAAAUGCUUUUAUGUAGCAAGUGAUUUCUUCAUGCUCAAGACACUUAUAUUUUCUUGUGAAUAUUAGGUGUGACUAUUGAAAUCUGAGUCAUUGGCACUGUGGGACUGAGUUUAAUGAGAUGCAGUUUGGUUUCUGUUAUCUUUCUUCUUAAACUUCUGCGUUAACCACUGUUUGUGUGCAGUGUAGUUUCUGCCUUAACAACCAGCAAACUCAGCAUGAGCCAGUUGAGUUGCUUGGUAGAAGAGAGGUUUGUCAAUAUCUUGGGCUGGAUCAACAGAACUACAUGGGAUAGAAAGGAUCACCUUUUACUUUGCACUCAUUAGACUGCCUCUAAAAUACCGUGCCCAGUUUUGAGGCUACUGUUACCAGAUAGAUCCUGAUCAACUGCGACAAGUUAAAUGCAAUUCUACGUUUUCUGCCUGUCUGCUGACAAAAUUGAGCCUGUUUUUUGACAGACUUUCAGGUCUUUUCCAAAAGAGCUGUUCCCAAGGAGUUGGCUGCCAGCCUGUACCAAUGCAGGGACUUACUUAACAGGACUUCUCAGUUGUCUCUGGUGAAUUUCAUAGAUUCCUUAGAUUUGGAAUGGACCUCUGAAGGCCAUCUAGUUCAACUCCCCUGGAAUGAACAGCAGCACCACAGCUAGAUCAGGUUGCCCAGCCUUGUCUUGAAAGUCUCACAGUGUGGGGCACCAACCACAGCACUAGGUAACCUGUUCUAGUGCUUCACCACCCUCACUGUAAGUUCAUGAGGAUCUUCUCAGUCCAUUCCUCCAUUCUGUUUAGAUCUCCCUAAAGGGCAACCCUCCUCUUUCGUGUGUUGAUUGUGCUCCCCAGUUUGUUGCUAAUGAUCCUAAUAAAGGUAUGUUUUGUGUGCUCAAGGUAAUCAGUAAAAACAUUGAACAGCAUAGAUUUUGGGACAGAGCCUUGAGGAACUCUGCUUGGAACUGACCUCCAGUGGGGGUUGAAUGGGGCCCUUGGCAGCCUGAUCUAGUGCUGGCAACCCUGGUCAUGAUGCAGGGGUGUGGAACUAGAUUGUCUUUAGGAACUCUUCCAAUCUAAACCAUUCUAUGAAAUACCAAGUACAAGCCAGCACAUGACUUUUUCUGGUGUGUGCCCAAAAGUGCUUGCAAGAAGACAUGCUCUGCAGUUUUCUCAGGGUCUAAAAUAAAGCUGACCAGCCUUUUUCCCCAGCCAUCCUUAUUGCUCUGUCAAAAUAUGGGUGCAAGACUUGCUGCUUUCAGGUCAAUAGGAUCCUCUCCUGAUCCUGAUGGCCUUUCAGCAAUGAUGGGAGAGCAGGCUCACAGUGUCAGUUCUCUCAGCACCCUCAGCUACGUCCCAUCAGACUUUAUCAACUUGCAUGACAGGAGAUUGCUUGGUAGAUUGGUAGAUCCUGUACUCAGUCCUUUUUGACUGCAUGGUCAUUGUCUUCCUUAACUAAUCUCUGAGGCAUAGAAAACUCAGUAAAGAUGAGCAGAAAACAGAGGGUAGAAUUGCUCUGUAAAAUGCAUUUGUAUUAAAUACCUGUCUCUUAAUUUGUAGCAGUACUCUUUGAAGUUAAAAUAGUUCAGAACUAAUUAAAUUCUUUUAUUUUUGGAAAUUUAAAAAGGAAAUAUUCCUUUUUUUGUUGUUGUUUACUGUGUCCUGCCACUUAGCAAAUAUUAUUAAACAAAGCAGUUUUAGUAUUACUUGGAAAUGGUUUUGCAUGUUUGGGCUAAAAGAGUUCUUCUGUAUUCAUGAUAUUCAAACUGCAAAGUGUGGAAACUCUAAAAUAUUUUUAGGUAAUUGUCAAUUUUUCAGUUAGCUUGUAAAAUGUGUUUUGUUUGAAGUCUUUGUUUAGUUCUAUAAAGUGAGCUGAAUGAAAGUAUCAUUUUCUGCGUUAAGCUUGAAUUUAAGGAACCUUUCAGAAAAGCAGAUACAAACCCAGCGAGAACACUGAAGUUAAAUGCUUUGUAUCAGUUUUCCCUCCAGGUCCUUGCUGCACCACAACUUAGCUCUUGCAGGUGUUUUGCUGUUGGAUUUGGAAUAAAUUACUGUGUCUCUGACAGUCUGUUGGCUGUCCUGCUUCUGAUCAGCACAGAGUUAAUGCUUGAGGCUUGGAAGAAGAUUCUAGCUUGCUGUUGCAUUUAAUCUGGCCUAAAAUCAAACUGUCAAUGCAUUCCUGUAAGGGUUUUUGCCAGGCUCGUGAUCGUUACCUGUGUGUAUUAGCUGGCCUGAGGGGUCCCACCUGCACCUUGUGGCCUUGGCCAUCAGAGGGCACCGCAGGAGUGCUGAAGGAGGGAAUGCAGAGCUUUUGUGCCUCUCUGUACAGCGACUGUGUGCUGUAGAGAAGGUGAAGGCGUGAGUCUUAAGUUCUUAAUUCUAAAGAAAAACAUGUAAUGCAGAAUGGAUGUAAACGAGGUUGGUUUUAUUCCAUUCAUAUACACCAAGUGCUGGUAAGCUUUUCACUGAGUGUCAUUAAUUUUCAGUUCUGUGAUUAAUUUUUCUGCAUCUGUCAGUAUGAACAAAAGUUUUAAAAAAUGGCUAGCAUAAAAAUUCGAGAGAUGCCUUAAUAGUAGCCUCAUGAAUCUGCUUGCUUGUCAUUCCUAGUUAUUGUGUUUUGAUGUAUUUAUAAUAUUUAACCCAUUCUGGUAGUUAAUUUGGUAUAUCAAAUGUAUCCAUGAAGAUUUCAAUUUUUAUUCCUGUCCUGUUGGUGCUGUGACUGUAUCUUUGUGUUGUGAGACUUCUUGCUGUAAGGUGUAACAUCAACUAAAGCUGGUCUCUAAUUUUAAAUGACCAGUUGUGUUUUUCUCUUUAAUUGUUGUCUAGCCUGCUAAGCAUUGCUUUUUAUGGGCCAUUCCUAUUCUUGUUUGUUCUCCUUAGUGUCUUAGUUAACUUUGUUAACAAAUGAACAGUUUGUUCAUUUUGAAAGAUCUAGACUACUGUCUUUUGUAUUGUUUAGAACUGUUACUUGGGCAUUUUCCUUCAGUAUCCUUCUGGGCCCCCUCAAGUAUCCUGAGAUACUCUGCAGUGCUGCAGUGUUACAACUGCUGAUGCAUUGUCACCACGGAUGUCUGGCUGUAAGGAAUGUCCUGCAUUUAGAGCUCUGUUCAUGACCUUGAAGUCGUUCUGGUCAUCUCACCUAAGCUUAACAGAACUUCUAAUCUAGACAGUUUUUAAGUAGCUGAAGGUGUGUGUGAUAUUCCAUCAAAUGGAGCACACUGGAUUUCUACAGAUAGCAUUUCACUAGUUGGGUGUACUGUAGUUGAGAUUGUAUGAAGAACUCAGACUGUUGCCGAUGCUGUAGUGUUAUGAUGCUUCUUUCCUCAGUCUCAGAUUGCUUUUUUUUUUUUGUUCCUGUCAUGAACUGAUAUGAAACUGUGUGUCAUGCUUCCUUUAGAAAAGUCAGACAUGUUAUAGAUUUUAGCUAAUACCACAAGAUUGUGUCUAAAACUUUUCAAGCAGAGGAUGUGACAUUAAUAUCCCCAAUUUCUGAGCUGUUUUGUUUUUUCACUGAGCUGAUUUCCAGUCCCCUAUCUUCAACACACCAUGGUCAGGAAAGACCUUUACCCAUAGAGUUUGCCAAAGGUGUUCAGUUUUAAGUAAGUCAUACUGGGUCAUGCUGGCAACUGAGCAGAUUUUUUAAAGCUUGAAAUAACCUUUUUUAAGAGUUCAACAUUAAAGCUGAUCUAUUUCAGUAUUUGAUGUGUUUGUGCAUACUUGUGUGCAACCAUCUUUCCACAUUCAGUAUGAUUGCACACUGAAAUGGUCACUGUUCCUCAUUCUGAUACCUAUAUAAGAAUUUUUCCAUGAAUUCGGGGUUUUUUUUAGCUUUUCUGUUGGUCUCUCCUUGGGUGAUGACUUCAUGUAGCUUCUUGAGCAGUAGGUAUAGAAUUACAGAAUGGCUUGGAUUGGAAGGUACAAGCUGUCUAGUUGCAGUGAUCUUUCUCAUGCUCAGUUUUGGCAGUCAUUGCUGCAGAGUUCUACAUCUGUUUUUCCAAAUACUUUAUUACUUUCUGACAAUCUGUUUUGAAACCAGAUCUUUGUUCUCUAGGCUGAUAAAAAAAUAUUUGAAAUCAGCUUAUCAAGGUAACUUACAAAUAGUGUGUUAAUGAUAAAAUCUUAUUUCCCACAGGCUUGUGUCCUGUUUGGAUUCUGCUUGUCAGAUAUGUCUUACAAUGUCUUGCAUUGCAUGUUUCCCACUUGGCAACAAAUCAAUUUCUGUAGUAAGCUUAAACACAAAAAAAAUCCCAAUCCAAAUCCUAAGUACAGCUCUAAACACGGAUGCCUACAGUAACAAGAAUAACGAAAAAAAAAAAUCCCAAUAAUGAAAAAUUACACUGCUUACUCUCUGUAGAGCCAAAACUUUAAGAGCUUACUGCAGAGGUAACAGAACUAGCUACAUACGGAGCUGGAGAUAAUAGAGCCAAGUCUGUGUUAUGUUAUGCUGUGGCUGAUAGAAGUAGAAGAAAAUAGUAAUAGUUGUAGUUCCAUGCUGGCAUAAUUUUAUCCUUAGGGUUUGUGGUGGCAUCUCUGAAGGCUGUGCUUGUCUAGCCUGUAUGGAGACAGCUAUGUUUUGAACAUGAGUCUAUGUAUAAUGGUUUUAUUGCUUGUAGAGUUGAAUGUAGUGCAAAUGUAGUUCUGAUUUGCUUUCUGUUUGUUUAAUUCAAAUGAGAAUAUAAAUUCAGUUUGUCUUGUGCAUCAGGAGUGAGUUGAAACCCUCUUAUGCUGGUGUUCUACUUGGUAAGCCCAUUAAGUGGUAGAGGCUUAAAUAACAAAAUACCUCUGUUUGGAAUGUGUUUAUCUGCUGGUGUUUGCAUAUUUUUGUCUCUUUCUUGAGUUCUCCACCCUUGUGGCAAGACAAAGCAAUAAAAUAUCCUUAAAAAUAUUUGACAUGUUUUCUGAUGUAAUCUAUAUGUAAACAACACAUCUUGUAUAGCUCAGUUCAGCUCUUUUCCUUUGGUAAUGAAGUUUCCUCAUGCAAUUUGUGGCAGUCUUUCUCAAAGAAGUGUAAGUAACGAGUACUUCCUCAAGAGCAGACCUGGCUUUACAAAUCAUAACAAUAAGCUCUUAGCAGUAAAACUUGACUUUUAUUAACAAGUUGCAUUUAUAAACCAUAUUUGUGAUGCUUGUGUCAGAGAGUAUUUCUGUGCUAUCUAUACUCCUGAGCUGAAUGGAAGAUAUAACCAACCUUGUUACAAUCCAGUUAUGCAGCAUUAGAUUAGAAGAUCUAUGUGGGUUUCUGGAGAUACUUCAAGCACCUAGCAAUGGGCAUGAAAAAUCCAUCUUGACUGAAAGCUUUUGUUCAUGAAGGGCAUUACCAGAUAUACUUUUUUGUUAUUCAGAAGAUAAAAUUUCUUUAGCUGCAAGAUAAGAUAAAAUGUUGUGAGUAUACAAAAUGAUUCUAAACCAUCUGUAGUACUGCAUUGUGUGAGUUGAAGCAAAGGUAUUCUAAACUUUCCAAGCUAGAUCUAAUUAAAUAUUUCUUUCUACUUGCAAAAGAGUUGUUUUUUUAUACAGUUCACUGAAAUGCUUGUAAUCUCUACCUGAAAAGGAACUAUACUAUUAUUUGUUUCAAACUUGUAUGUUCAGACAUUUUUGUUUUACUAUUUAAAACAUGAAUCAGAAGAAAAUGCUAACUUGGGAAAAUAAAACAGCACUCUCAGUAUAGUCAUUGAAUUUACUAAUAACUUAAAGUUGAUUAUAUCUGCUGCUGCUGCAGUCAGACAGUUGUAGAUGGGGCAGAUUCGUUUAGAGUUUGAAUGGUGAAGUUCUGAAUGUGCCAUUGCUCUAAAGCAUGAUUUACCUCUUAAAAGAAGAUCAAAAACUUUCUCAAACAGCUUCCUGGUUUUUGAAAGAAAUGCUUGUUUCUUUUGAGCAUGUAAAGACUCGUGUAAAGCUAGCAGUGUAGAGGGUGAAUGCAUCUUUAUCUUUUCAUUAAAAGAGUGAUGGGAUGAGGUAAGAUGGUUUCAAACUAAGCAAAAGGAGAUUAUGCCUGGAUGUAAAGAAGAGAUGUGUGUGGUUUUUUUUUGUUUGUUUGUUUGUUUUUUUUACAGUAAGGGUAGUGAAGCACUGGAACAGGUUGCCUGGAGAGGUGGUGGAUGCCCUGUCCGUGGAGAUAUCCGAGGUCAGGCUCAAUGGGGCUCAGAGCAACCUGAUCUAGCUGUAGGUGUCCCUGUUCAUUGCAGGGGAGUUGGACUAGAUGACCUUUAAGGGUGCCUUCCAACUCAAAGGAUUCUAUGAUGAUUAUCAUUAUAGGCUCCAGUCCUUUGCCAAUAGUAAUCAUGUUCUAUCUUCCUGUGCCCCAGCGGUAGUGAACUGCUGUAAUUCAGGAGGACCCAAACUUCCACUGAGUUUCCAUCAAAUGUCUGGCCAAUACCUGUGAUCUUUUUUUCAUAGCUCCACUGGAUCAUAAGCUGCGAUUUACAAUGGGCCAAUAUACAUAAUAGAAAAAAGAGUUUCUUGCAGAUUUUGGUUUACAAUUUGUUGACCUUACUUUUAAAUGUGGAUACUAGUGCUAUUCAAAAAUAAACACUUUUGAGAGUAAGUUCAUCAUGAGAACUUUUUUUAUGCCCUCAUAACAUAACUUUACACAGUGCAGUGAUUGUACCUGUUUUGACACUUCCUUAGCCUAGGUGUUCUCUUGCUUGUUCAUCUGGCUUCAAACAGUCUCCUGUACAUUUCCUGUGAAUUCUUUGUAUUUGGGCUUUAUAAUCUUCUGCUGCAAUUAAGUGCAUUUAUUCUUUCAGAAUAUAGUUUUUCAUUAGUUAUCUCACAUUAAUAAGAUACACUAGGUAGAAAGAGCUACUUUCUGGCUUUCUUCCAGAUAGCCCUUAGUCACAAAAAAAAUCCAUGCUGGUGUGAGCUAGGAUCUUGCAGUUUAUGAUGCUCUCUGAUAUUCUACUAGCAUCCUGUCCUUACAAAGCAGCAGUCAUAUCUCAGGUUAGUGGUUCUAUUUUUAUCUAAUAAUCUUGCAUUGCUAUUGCUAUCUGAGCAGGAAGCAGUUUUCUUGAAGUUGUUAAACUAAGAUAAAAAUACCAAACAAACUGUAAACUGAAAGUUUUCUUGUAAUUGACAUAAAAUGCAUUUUCCUUUUAGAGUCCGCUGUGCUGUGCAGUCUGUGCUCUUUUUUGGUUAGUGUUUCUCUGAGUGAUAAUUGUGUCUCUCACCUAAUGUUUUCCUUGUUAAACUUGUCAGGAGUUAGUGUCUUUCAGAUUCUUUUCGCUAUUAAACAUGGGGAGAUUGGCUACAAUAUUAAUUCUAGCACUCAUCUAUGAGUGUAAAUAGCAAAAUCCCCCUAGCUUCAUUUUCUCUGGGAAAAAUGUGCAAAAAAGUUGUCAUGGUAUUUACUUAACUUUUGAUUUUUCUUGACUUGCAUUGGUUGAAAAUUGUGUCUUUGCCAAAGUGACUUGCUAGUUCUUGCCCAGAGGGAAAAUGGAGACUGAAAGAUCCAGUGUCUCGGUGAUAUUAGCUGUAUUAUUAUUUUCUUUUCAUUUGUCUUUAGGAAAAGAAAAUGGAUUUAUACCCUAGUUAGGAAUGGAUUUGCUAGCCUGCGUGUAAGGUUCUGUUACGGGAGAUCAUUCUGUGUAUGCCUAACUGCUUCUCUUUCCUGAACAAUCACUGCAGAGGGAACAUUCCUGGGCCUCAAAACCCUCCUCGGUCUGCAGUUCAGCUUGCUGGGUGCACUUCUGCUUUGACAUGGAAGCACCAAGCCACGGGCCUUACAGGCAGGUUAAAUGGAGGUCCUACUGCCACAAUUAAGUUCUGAGGCAACGACAUUAUGUUCUGAAAUAUCCAUUAAUUAGUUUUUUUCAUGUCUUGGUUUUCUGCUUCAUGCACUUGAGUCCUGGGGGAAGUGUUUCUUGCAUCAGUUUUUAUUCAGAGGGAAAAUAUUUGUAGGAUUUGUGAACUUAGAUAAUCCACACACAAAAGAAAUUAAAAACAUGCAUGUUUUUGGUAUCGCUAGUGAUUUUCCUUUAGUGUGAAUAUCCUUUUCGGAUUUGAAGAGAAAACGAUUAAGCAUUAGCUCCUACUCGUAUUUGGAAAAUGUCAUUGCAGGCAGUGAGAGUUAAGAUUAAGUAAAAUAUUUGAAAAUGCUGAUAAGUAGGCUCAGAUUAAUGCUUUUUUUUUUUUAGGAUGAUGAAAUGGGAGUGCCUGUCAUGUUUUUAGCUCUAUUCUUUGCAGAUAAGAAUGUAAUCGCUGAUACUUGAACAUAUGGGAAUCUAGAGCUUAAAAUUCUUUGAAGUGUUGCCAAGAUUUGAUUUUACUUAUUUUAAAAAAAGACAAUGUUGUAAAAUAUGAGUAACUGAGUAAAUGUAUUCCAAAUACUGUUUUAUUUUUAGAAUAUGGAUGUUUUCUAACUCUUAGCAACUGCAACAGUUACUUCCAAGCAGGAACCACAUGUUGAGAGGAUGAAAAACUGAAAUUCAUACCUUUAGAGAUUUGAAAGUGAGAAGUUGGCAUUACAUAGAGUGUUGUGAUAGAAUCUUUUCUUAAGGACUACUUAAAUGUAUCUGGAGUUGUAUAGCAACUUUCUCAAGGAACAAGAAUGUCAGUUAGUGAAGAUUUGACUAGCUCAUUACAUAGAGAAAAUGCUUCAGAAUUAGAGGCUUUUUUCCUUAGAUGGUGGUGACUUUACCACAGCUUAAAGACUGAACGAGAACACAGGCUUAAGCAGUGUAGACUGGUGAAUCAUCCUGGUCCCUAACAACAAGUAUUGUUGAGGUUUUUGUUAAUUUUUUUUCUCUAAAAUCAACCUUAGAGAGAGAUGCUGUCUUAUUUCUUA